CAUUUAGAUUAAAAUUGGCAUUUGAAUUCUCCAACCAUGUGAGAUAUUUCUUAGAUGACAGUUCAAGCGCUUGAUAAGGAUGAAGAAAAUUCCAGGAGUAGAGAAACUGAAUACACUGAUUCCAACAGUCAUGUGGAUGAAUCGACACUGGUUUCAAGUUCUCCAAGGAAUAAUGCACAGGUUAGUAAGGUUGAUUGGAAAGAUAAAGAUGCAAUUGAAACUUCAGAAAAUGUCAAUACCACUGGGGAAGUAAAUAUGGAGGCUUCAAUAACACCUGAUGAUGUUAUUCAGGCUGGGGAAUUUGGAGCAAGGGAUGACAUAAGUAGCUUUCUUCCCGUUGCAAGCAACUCAACUGACUUUGAAUCUUCAAUUCUUGAUGCCAAAGACUAUGAAGAACCACAUGAAGAACCAUCCAGACCAGGCCUUGGCUGGAGAGAAGCAUAAAAAAACAGAAUAGCUUUGUCUGCACUACUACAUAAGUGAGUUGUCAAAAAGUAUGGCAUUUUCUUGUUGUGUUGCUUGCUUUGUCAUUUACCUAUGGUAUAUUCUGUUUGGAUCAGUUUUGUUUAUUUUGCUAAUUGCAGUUGUUAUUUUCUACUAAAGCAUUAUUUGGGUA
Messenger RNA from Rubroshorea leprosula, 616 nucleotides. The record is from the annotation of a GenBank genome assembly. NCBI's taxonomy places the organism in Eukaryota, Viridiplantae, Streptophyta, Magnoliopsida, Malvales, Dipterocarpaceae.